Eimeria maxima is the source of this 4560-nucleotide messenger RNA. RefSeq lists its product as hypothetical. NCBI's taxonomy places the organism in Eukaryota, Apicomplexa, Conoidasida, Eucoccidiorida, Eimeriidae. Gene Ontology annotation, biological process: monoatomic anion transport; transmembrane transport. Bases 1 to 4560 code for a protein of 1519 amino acids. The transcript is spliced from 17 exons. Gene Ontology annotation, cellular component: plasma membrane. The record is from RefSeq and is a predicted model, not a curated record. Gene Ontology annotation, molecular function: calcium ion binding; mechanosensitive monoatomic ion channel activity.
AUGAACGUCCGGUUUUUCGGGGGGGGUCAGGAGGGGGAAGAGAAAGAGGAAAACUCGGAGAGUGACGAGGAAGAAGGGGAGCAGUCCAGCAAAUGCGUUUCUGCCUUCAAAGACUUCACAUCUGCUGUGUUUCCCAACACUUAUCCCCUCAUUUGGCUGGCCUUACCCUUUGCCGUUUGCGCCGUGCUGUCCGCCGCCUCCUUCGGCAACAACACCGAUACGGAAGAAGGGGGCCUUGUGGUGAAGCAUAUGAGCACGAGGGAUCUGACAUUUCAAGGAGUAGUCGUCCUCAUCUUCAUUUCGCUAAUCAACACGGCAGCCUGGCUAGGGUGUAUGUUGGCGAGGGCUAUAUUUUUGACUAUAAUUGUGAAUAUUGGCCUCUACCAGAAACAAAGCGUCUCCUCCUUGCUGACGACAGUCGAUCCCGAAUUGAUGUAUUUCCUCUGGAGUGUUGGCAUGUACAUCUUCUGGCAAAGAAACGUACGACCAGGUAAAGGACACAGAAGUGCUGAGGUCCAGCCGCUGGUGGGGGCUUUCGAUAUUCUUGGCUGGAAGAUGUUUUGUGUGAAGGACAUCGACGCGACAAAGUCAACAAUCCAGUUAUAUGACACUUCUUUAUUUGGACAAUCUUUGUUCGUCCUGCCUUCCAUCGCCAAAUGCCAGAGUGUCCUCAGUCUUCUAAUUAUCCUUUUGGCUGCUCGGCGGCUUGUGCAAAGUAUCAUGAUUUUUUACUUCGAAUUGGGGUUUAUGGCCAGCAUGAACGGUCAGGUUGUCAAGUACCUUACCAAAUAUGCAGCAUUAAGGAAGCUCAACACCAAAUGGGCUGCAUAUCAUCUGUGUAAGGAUACCCUCUCCCAAGCUUCGUGCGACGGCACGAGCCAAGAAGAUGACGAAGGGGGGGGAGGGCUCCGAAGCGCAGAGUUAAAAAGAGGCAGAAGCAUGGUGUCCGUCACCUCCAGGACUUCGCGCUUCUCACGGCACCCUUCCUUGAGAGUCCCCACUAGAGCGCUUCCGUCUCUUGUUCUCGACAAGCCGGAGUUGCCGCCUCCUCCAUGCUCAGCUAAGGUGGGAAAGGCAAACAUCAGUAGGUGUAAACAUUUUGGUGGACGGUUUGUUGACCGCACUGUCCGCAUAAAUUAUUUUCGUUUUCGCUUCCAAGAAAACAAGAAUAUCCAAAGUCGGGAGCUGCGAGGACAAGCCUUCCAUGCCGACAUUGCUGCACCCUUCGGUAUUGCCUAUGUGAUUGUCUCCGUCUCGGUGCGACUGGAUGUGUGCCACGCUGAAGUCGCUCUGCCAAAAAGUCUACCGAGUCAGCUGACAAGGUCAUCUAUAGAACGCUGCAAGCAGAGCCGAAUUCACCACUGGUUGCUGCUGCAGUACGUCGCGGUCUUUCCCCCGGCCGUAUUCUUGCAGGGACAGCGCAUUGAGGUGGACUCGAAGGCGAGGGCUCGAGAGGUCUCGGACCGCCUGUUCUACGCUCUCGCGAAGGACGCUUCAGAACUAGCAGCAGAGCAACAACCGUUUAGAGACUCUCCCUCCAAUAUGAGGCCCAAAGGAACCCCUUUCCUCAAUGAUUUUCAUCAUACCAACAAACAACAGCAGCACAGCGAACAAGAAAGAACAGUUACUUGGCUAGGAAGCCCAGAGCUUCAGAAAGUUGUCACCAUAGACCCGACAGAGGAGGUUUGUCGGACAGGAGCAGCAGCAGCAGCAGCUGGAGCAAAUGCGGCGGCCACUUCUGCGACAGUUGCGACAUCAAUGGCAACACCUGAAGGGACGCCAAACUCUGCAGAAGUCUCUGCACCGAUUCCCAACAACAGCACCGCCUCCACAGAUCCAGCUGGGGAGGGUGAUUGCAACACGCGACUCAAUUCAUCCUGUCCUCCUUCUGUAUCGUUGCAAGCCUCCCUGCAAGGUAACUCUUCUUAUGAAGGCGAAGGGCUCUGUCCCCAAAGCGAGGCCUCUGCCUCCGUCUCUGAGGCAGCCUCUGUCUGCUCCACGCACAAAGACGGACAACGAAGCGCUGGUAAACGAAUCGCAGAGAUACUCGGUGCCACUACCGCUCCUGCUUCCGCUGCUCCUGCUGCUGCUUCGGGAAGCAGCAGCAGCAGCAUUAUACGCGCUGGCCGCCAAAACCUCGUCCCCGAGGCUACAGAAAAGGAUGAGGGGCCACAGAGGGACAAGGAAGAUCACAAUGCGGAAGGCUCCGACAGGGUUGCCUGUGGCGGGGCGGCACGGAGAGGCAACACGCAGCACAUAUCAACCCUGACUUCGUUUAAUAUUGCAAUCAGGGCGCCUUCACUGGACAAGGAACAGAACGAGCAUAAGCAGGGACCGAAAUUUGCGCCAGAUACUCAACAAGGCGUCUCCGUGCCGGUGGAGAGUGGUGGAUUCGCAGCUGUCUCGACGGGACCACGUGCUCACCCCACUUCCAAGCAACGCACCCAACAGCCGCAGGCCGCCAGCGCAUAUGCGUCUGCCUCCGUCGGCGCACGCGCUCGAGAGAAGGGAUGUGGGAUGGACAAAAAGGACGAGGAAGGAGUUGAGAUGACAGCGGCCUCAGCGACGUCACAGCCACCACUACAGAUUGCAGCCCACCGUGUCAGCAGUACAACACAUGAUGAAAGCCUAUCAGUCGCCAAGGAGUUGUGGAGAACAUCCUGUCCUUCGGUGCCUCCAUACCAGCGAGACCCCAGUCUAGAAAGCGGGCCAUCGUUUACGUACGCUUCAGAUAACGACAUGGUAAAAGAAGCCAUACGUAGAGAGGAAAGGAAGCCCAAAAGCGGGGAUUCGAAGGAGGAGGUGCCACAUGACGAAAGGCAGAAAAUGACUUCAGAGCUUUUAGGGGCUGUUAAUACCGCAAAUUCUUCGUUCUUCGACGACUAUUCCAGCAGCUGCUUCUUCUCGCGGACCUCCCCAAGCGCCUCGGACUGUCACCUGGCAGCCGCAUCGAGCGCUAGUGGUGAACGCGUUGGACCUACAGGAGCCUCCCGCCGUCUCCUCGACCCCAGCAGCGCGGGAGAAGAGGACUAUUUCCCUGUCCGAAGGAGACGCCGUGCCUCCAAGCGAAACAUGCCUGAAUACUUCACACGAUCGUUCGUCGAAAUGUUCCUGAAGGAAGACGAAGUGGAGGAGUUCAUGAAGCUCGUCGACCUAGCAGGGCACGGGAAAAUAAACCAGCCGAUGUUUAAGAGGGCUGUUGUCUCCAUCUAUAAGAUGCGGAAAGCUCUCCUUAAGUCCCUCACGAGUCAGGCGAGCAUUUGCAAGACAGUUCAAAGAAUGAUUUCAGUGGUUUUGUGGGUGGCAACUCUCGUUGCGAUGUUGCUGGUAUUCGGAGUCAACCUGAACACCGUGCUAGUCUCCGGCGCUGCGUCGAUAUCCGCCUUAGUCGUCGCAUUGAGUUACAUUUACCAGAAUUUCAUAACUGCUGUCAUUUUUGUGGCGUUUACGAACCCCUACAACGUCGGUGACAGGGUGCGCAUUGACAACGGGGAGGCUAUGUAUGUCCGAAACAUCCACACCUAUACGACGGAGUUCGUCACGAUCCAUUCCAAGCCGAUAGUGUACAGCAACAGCGUGCUCUUUGGCCGUCAGCUGACAAACGAGUCUCGCGCCACAAAUGCCACGUUCUCAAUGCCGAUGCGCCUAGACAUCCGCACGCAACUACAGUCCCUGCGAUUUUUGGAGGCGGGGAUGCGUAGGGCAAUAGCUGCUCGACCCAUGGACUUCGUCAAGGACUCCUUCAGCAUCUACAUAACGGACGUGCAGCCAGGACGGUGGAUGGAUAUAACUGUUUGGCUCAGUGCAGUAGAAGGGUGGGGUAAUGCUCCCAAAGUGUUGCGGCUACGGACGGACAUGUACCUCGUGCUGCAACGUUUGUGCCAACGAUUCGGAAUAUCUUACCAAGAGCCGUUGCUGCCUGUACAACUCAACGCUACAACACCUACAACAGCACCGGGAGCUGCGCCUGCAAUCUCCAACCCUCAGGCACAGCAAACAGGGGCCCCGCUUCACCACUUUCACUCAUCAACAUCCCAUGGAGCUGCGGCAGAAGAUUUUUACGGGGCUGUGUCUAAUUCGGGGAGUUGGGAGCAGGCUGAGGGCCGCUACAGGGGUAGCCCCCUACUCCACAGCGGCACGCUACUGCAGGAUCUACAGUGUGACCCUUCCGAAUUCGCCGGAUCGGAGGCUCCCACCCCUCUUCGUCCUUCAUCUCAGGAUUUUUCAGGAGGGCAACUGAAGCGGAGGCGGCCAAAUGCAGCUCAGGAUCCCAGCCAAAUUCGUUGCAAAAAAACUUCAGCAACAAGCUGCAAUUGCUGGUAUCAAGACGAGAAAGACGGGAUUCGUGGACAGUUUAAGAAGACCUCGAAAUAUCCUCACAGCCUCAACGAAUUCGGGAGGCGGUGGCUGCAGGUUGGCAACCACAGCGAAUGCCAUCAUAUCGAUCUAGGCGUGUGGACACAGCUGUACAGGGAAAUGCAUUUCCGAGAAGACGACGCCGGGGGUCAGUACUUCGGGACGACGGUGCAUCUUCCCGUUAACUCGAAAGAGGGGCUUUGA